Messenger RNA from Pipistrellus kuhlii (Kuhl's pipistrelle), 1764 nucleotides. RefSeq names its product chromosome unknown C12orf43 homolog (gene CUNH12orf43). Gene Ontology annotation, biological process: negative regulation of Wnt signaling pathway; Wnt signaling pathway; Spemann organizer formation. The record is from RefSeq and is a predicted model, not a curated record. The transcript is spliced from 6 exons. Bases 41 to 847 code for a protein of 268 amino acids. NCBI's taxonomy places the organism in Eukaryota, Metazoa, Chordata, Mammalia, Chiroptera, Vespertilionidae.
CUAUUGGAGGCGCUCCCACAACCCUUUGCGGUGGUUCAAGAUGACGGCGCCCAGAGGUUCCACGAGCAACGUGGAGAGCAGCAGCGGCAGCAGUGACGCCGAGGAGCUGGCGCGGUGCCGCGCGGCGGCGGUGCCGGCCUGGGGCCUGGAGCAGCGCCCGGAGGCGCCGGAGAAGCGAAGAGCCGAUGCUACAAAUAAUCAGUUGCCAACUGCCCAGCCGAGCCUCAGGCAUAAGGUGGAUGAGCACGAACAAGAUGGCAAUGAGCUUCAGACCACCCCCGAAUUCCGGGCCUACGUGGCCAAGAAGCUGGGAGACCUGCUGGACAGCUCCAUUACCAUCUCAGAAGCUGUGAAGGAACCAGCAAAGGCUGAGGCACAGAAAGCCACCCCAGAGGAUGAUGGCUUCCGCCUCUUCUUCACCUCCGUCCCCGAAGGCCCCGAGGGGAAAGCUGCUCCCCGGCCCCGCCGCCGAAAGCGCCUGCCUUCCCGCUCCAGCAGUGAGGACAGUGAGGAGGAGUGGCAGCGGUGCCAGGAGGCAGCUGUGGCCGCCUCUGCCAUUCUGCGGGAGUCCGCCAUCCAUGGUCCUGUCCAGGUGGAGAAAGAAGCGAAGAAGAAGAAAGGGAAGUUGAAAAAGAAAGCCAGGAAGGAGGCCAGCACGGACUUGACCGCCGCCACCAUCACCGGCACGGCCACCGCCAGGAAGCAGGAAGAGGAGUCCGCCACGCUCCACGGAGACCUUGUGUCACCUGGGAGCAAAAAGAAGAAACGGAAGAAGAAGGCCAAGAAGGCCACUGAGGCUUCCCCACUCCCGCCAUCGAAGAGCGCAGCAGCCGCGCCUGCGCACUGACCAGGUGCCGGCGGGGCCCAACCGGCCCCAGGACGCGGUGCCCCCUGGGACGGGCAUUUCCCGGCGCUGCCGCCCUCCACGUCAGGGACUUGGCUGCACGUCCAGACUCUGCCCAUGACUGGGUUUGCCCACGAGUCGGGGAAAGCCUUGGUUGUGGAGUGAGAAGCCUGAGUAAGGCCGCCCUCCUGUGCUCCCUGGGCGCCGGGCAGACUGUGGAACCAGGACGUCUGUGGAGCCGUCCAGUCAGUCAAGGCUGACAGCCGAGUGGUGGCGCUCCCAUCUCCCCAGGGCUGUCAGGGAGGUGCGUGAGGGGAGACCGCACCCCAUCCUCAGCCUGCUGUGGGAGACAGCCUGAAGAAAAUGCGGGAAGAGGUCCUUGAGGUGUCAAUGCCCAAAGUGCCAUGUAGACUGGAUAGAACUGUCUGAGAAAGGAGAGAUCUCCCUCCUCAUUUUCCAGAACUUUCUACAUUUGGGAACAUAACCACACACGAUCAUCUCCCAACCAGAUUGUGGAAAAGUAAGGGUCAGACCCAGCACGUAACUAAGUGAUGGGGUGCUGCCUCCAGCAGUGCUGAAUCCUGAUGAGACAUUUUAAAUCGGCACCAUAGGAGGGUCCCUGCCCGGCCGCGGCUUAUGGGCGUGUCACGGGCCUGGUGGACUGGCUUCGCUGGGCUUCGUGCACGAGGCCUAUUCAAGGAGCAGAAGGCCAAGGUGAAGGUAACAUUCUGGCAUCGUAGAUUCAGCAGAGCAAGAACGACAGGUGGCCCCUGAGAGUCUGUGUGUGCUGGACCCCUCUCUCCUCCGGCCCCUGGCCCACCUCCGCCCCUCUGCCUGCCCAACCCCAUCUGGGCAAUGAAGGACAAGUAAGGAGUUUCCAGUACGUUCCUCGUUUACUUUAUUAAAAGUUAAAUAAUGUA